CUCCACCUAACUCUGUGGGCGCUUUAUUUUUCACCAGUGGUUGUAGCUGGUGGAACUGGAAAAAGUUUGGUGAAUCAAAACCCAUUAUAAAAUUCUUCAAAUCCCACCAAAAAAUCGAAACCCCAUUUGAUUUUUAUCAAGGUUUUUGUUUGGGAAGAAUCGUUUAAAUGGACUUCUUACAGUCUUUGGAUCCUCAAAUCCUUCUGGGUCUCGCUGUGGCUGUUUUAGCCAUUGCCGUUGGUGCUCUCUACGUAUUAUCCUCGCCCAGAAAAACCAAAUCUGGAGGUUGCUUGGAUCCAGAGAUUUUCAAGGAGUUUAAACUUAUCAGGCGUCUGCAACUGAGCCAUAAUGUGGCGAAGUUUACAUUUGCCCUCCCCAGUCCUACUUCAGUUCUGGGUCUUCCCAUUGGACAACAUAUAAGUUGCAGGGGCAAGGAUGGCCAAGGUGAGGAGGUUAUCAAACCGUACACACCUAUUACUUUGGAUUCUGAUGUUGGAUAUUUUGAAUUAGUCAUAAAGAUGUAUCCCCAAGGAAGGAUGUCACACCAUUUCCGACAGAUGCGCGUAGGCGAUUUUCUUGCUGUAAAGGGUCCCAAGGGGCGUUUCAGGUAUCAAACCGGCCAGGUCAGAGCAUUUGGGAUGCUUGCUGGAGGCUCUGGCAUUACUCCUAUGUAUCAAGUUGCUCGAGCAAUAUUAGAAAAUCCAAAUGACAAGACGAAGGUACAUCUCAUUUAUGCCAAUGUCACCUAUGAGGACAUUCUUUUAAAGGAGGAGUUGGAUCUUCUUGCCAAAAGGUACCCAGAUAGCUUCAAGCUCUACUAUGUGUUAAACCAGCCUCCUGAAGCGUGGGAUGGCGGUGACGGAUUCGUAUCGAAGGAGAUGAUUCAAGCCCACUGCCCUGCUCCUGCUUCUGAUAUUCAGAUUUUAAGAUGUGGGCCACCACCAAUGAACAAGGCCAUGGCUGCUCAUCUUGAAGCUCUUGGAUAUGCACCUGAGAUGCUGUUCAUGUUCUGAUUUUUCCUCAAAUUCUUCACAAGAGCUAAGCAUCAUUUUUUCCACUUCUAAAUUUUGAAAAUUUCAAACUUCUGUCUUAAUUUAGAACUCAAGAUUUAUGUACUGAAGAGGAUGUUUCCUUAGCCUCUUCUAUUUAACAAUGUUGUGGAAGUAUGAUGCCAUCAAUAACGGUUACUUCUAGCAGUUAGAGCCAAUGAUAAUGAGAGUCUUUGAAGUUUGUCUUUUUUUGAUAUCUAAA
Messenger RNA from Benincasa hispida (wax gourd), 1251 nucleotides. It is a transcript of the gene CBR, whose product is annotated as NADH:cytochrome B5 reductase 1. The record is from RefSeq and is a predicted model, not a curated record. NCBI's taxonomy places the organism in Eukaryota, Viridiplantae, Streptophyta, Magnoliopsida, Cucurbitales, Cucurbitaceae. Gene Ontology annotation, molecular function: cytochrome-b5 reductase activity, acting on NAD(P)H. Gene Ontology annotation, biological process: electron transport chain.